Symsagittifera roscoffensis is the source of this 2369-nucleotide messenger RNA. Its product is annotated as histone acetyltransferase KAT5-like. Gene Ontology annotation, molecular function: transcription coregulator activity; histone H4K16 acetyltransferase activity. The transcript is spliced from 5 exons. The record is from RefSeq and is a predicted model, not a curated record. Bases 444 to 2153 code for a protein of 569 amino acids. Gene Ontology annotation, cellular component: chromatin; MSL complex. Gene Ontology annotation, biological process: positive regulation of transcription by RNA polymerase II; negative regulation of DNA-templated transcription. Lineage: Eukaryota; Metazoa; Xenacoelomorpha; Acoela; Convolutidae.
UGACUGCUUUGUACCAUUUUUGUUCUACUAAAUUAGUCCGCAUGCUUGUGACGCAGAUAGAUAGCAAAGACAUUAAAGAGAAUUUUUAAUCACUUCCUAAGUUUCGUACGUCCCCGGUUGUUGAAUUGGCGUCAGAGAUAAAAUUAUAACAUCCAAAUUUGGCCUAUGAGUCCAUUGGGCCCAAUUAUUUAUCUAUGUCGAUUAGUUUUGUGCUAAUUCAGUUUCGACCAAUAAUAUUAGUUGCCAAUAAACGCCAACAAUUUCUAUAAUGACGUCUGACGUGUUAUUUAAAAAAACGGCAGUAAAACAUUCACACAAUAAGGGCAAGCCUUGUUCUUCGUUGAAAUUAUUAAUGGUGCUACAGUGGAACAGUUGUCACUCUUUCCACUCUCACCUUUCAACCCUCCUCUUCUUCACCCCUUCUAUUUUCACCCCACCUUCAAAUGACGUCAUCAUCACUCCCUCCCACCUUCAGCCAAUCACAAGCACAGCCGGCCAUCCUUAAUUUGAUUGGAUGGCGAGCUCCUGUGAAGACAGUGCACAGCGACACUGACUGGCCCAUAGCCGAAAUCAUACAAACCAAACCAGCAGCGACCUCGUCGGCCAAUGUGUCUAUCGGUCAAGGAGAGCAGAGAGACUCGUUAUUGUAUUACGUCCAUUGGAUUGAAUUCAACCGACGUUUGGACGAAUGGGUCGAUCCCAGCAGAAUAGAAUUCUCCCAACUGAAGCCCCCUCCAACGACCAAGUCGAAUAAGAAAAGCAAUCACAACGCGGCUAAUAUACUUCAUACGUCGACUAAUGUCAAAUCGGAUACUCUACUGGUGGUCACAUCUCGACCGGGAUCUCCCGAUGCGUCCGCUCCGCCCACUCCGGCGCCUAGCGUGGAGCAGCCGUUGAAGAAGAAUAACAGUGUGCCAAAUUUCAAACGGACAUCAUCUGCUGCAAGUGCAAAUGCUGCGUCCGGCCGCAAAAGGAAGAACUCCACUUCGGAAGUCGGAGGCGUCGAUGUGCCUGAAAAUGAAUUCAGUCAGGGUCACCAGCAGGAGCAGAUGGAAGUGGACGUCCAGGAGGGGUCAGCGGGAGGUCAGCAUCAGGAGGCCAACACCACCCUGUCCAGUAGAGCACCAACUCCCGAACCGGCCAUGAAGGCUCCUCGAACCUCAGGAAGUAUGGUGGUGGACAAGUCGGGCGAAGAUGUGGUGACUCGGAUGAAGAACAUCCGCACUGUGGAGUUGGGCAGGUACCGCAUCAAGCCCUGGUACUUCUCGCCCUACCCACAGGAACUCACACUCCUCCCCUGUCUCUUUCUCUGCGAGUUCUGUCUCAAGUACAUGCGUAGUCAAACAUGUCUCAAGCGCCACCGGGAAAAGUGUAAUCUGUUCCAUCCUCCGGGCUUGGAGAUCUACCGGAAGAACAACAUCUCUGUGUUCGAGAUUGACGGACGCAAAAACAAACCGUACUGUCAAAAUCUGUGUCUGUUGGCAAAACUGUUCCUGGACCACAAGACACUUUAUUACGACACCGAUCCUUUUCUUUUCUAUGUCAUGACCGAGUGCGAUAAGUAUGGGUUCCAUACUGUCGGAUACUUCUCGAAGGAGAAAGAGAGUUCUGAGGACUUCAACGUCGCGUGUAUACUCACGCUUCCUCCCUAUCAACGGUCGGGAUAUGGAAAACUGCUAAUCGAGUUCAGCUACUUACUUUCAAUCAAAGAAGGCAAAACAGGUACGCCAGAGAAACCACUUUCCGAUUUAGGUCUGUUAUCAUAUCGAAGCUACUGGACAUCGGCAAUUCUGGAACACAUCAUACCAUUAAGACCGUCGUCCUUCCCGUGUGCUAACGGGUCGGGGUCAGGUCACCAUAAUGGGGCUAGCAACUCAAACGGAGGCAGUUCGGCAAGUGAUGUCAACUGGGACACCUUUCCUGCAGUCACGAUAUCUCAGAUAAGUGACGUCACUGCCAUAAGAAGAGAAGAUGUCCUUUCGACAUUGCAGUACCACAGUCUACUGCAGUACUACAAAAAUCAGCAUGUCAUAGUGUUAAAUGAUGAUAUCAUAGCACAGCACAAGAAGAACAUGGAAAAACGGAAGGUCCGCAUAGAUCCCAAGGCACUCGUUUGGUCUCCGAAAGACUGGAGUCGCAGAGGGAAGUGGUGAUAUGGAAAGCAAAUCGAAGAAAAGCUACUUCAAAACUGAUUCUCUAAACUAAAUCUUCACAAUUCUGCUAGAAAACUAAACUCAACAUGGUGCAUUGAAUCAAAUUUGUCGUUUUCAGAUAGUUGUGUACAUAGUAAUUGAUUUGUCGUUUUCCUUUCGGUGUCAUUAGAACACGCAAAAAUGUCUUCAAAUUCAAAAUUAAACUAUUUUGUAUUA